UGUGCUUGCCGAGAGCAGAUCUGUGUUGCUCAGCUCGGUCAAAAUGAUUAGGCACCGCUUGGUUUCAUUGCUCGUGGUACUAUUCCAAGUUCUGUGCCUUGCAAGGAGCCAACCUUUCCCCAACUACCACGCGGAUUUCGAGGACAUCGAAGACCAGGUCCCCGAUCUCAAGUGGUGGCAGACGGGCGCCUUCUAUCAGAUCUACCCAAGGUCAUUUAAAGACAGCAACGGCGAUGGCGUGGGCGAUUUAAAUGGCAUCGCGGAGCAACUGCCCUACCUCAAGGAGCUGGGCAUCACGGCCACUUGGCUAUCGCCCAUAUUCACCUCUCCCAUGGCGGACUUUGGCUACGAUAUAGCCAACUUCACUGAGAUUGCUCCUAUUUUCGGAACCAUGGCGGACUUUGAACAUCUGAUGGAAGUGGCCAAGAAAUUGGACAUCAAGAUCAUCUUGGACUUUGUGCCCAACCACUCGAGUGACGAGUGCGAGUGGUUCCGUCGCUCGGCGGCGAAGGAUCCGGAGUUCAAAGACUUCUACGUGUGGCAUCCUGGUCGGAUGGUAAAUGGCAAUCGCAGUCCGCCCUCCAAUUGGAUCAGCGUUUUCCGGGGAAGUGCUUGGCAAUGGCACGAGGGUCGUCAGGAGUUCUAUCUGCACCAGUUUGUGAAGAAGCAGCCGGACUUGAACUACCGGAAUCCAAAAGUACGAGAGGCCAUGAAUAACGUUUUGAGAUUUUGGCUGGCCAAGGGCGUCUCCGGCUUUCGCAUUGACGCAGUACCCCAUGUUUUCGAGAUAGCGCCGGAUGCUCAGAACCAGUACCGCGACGAGCCGCGCAACGAUUGGGACAACGACCCCGAGGACUACGGCUAUCUGCAGCACAUCUACACCAAGGAUCAGCCGGAGACCAUUGACCUGGUAUACUCGUGGCGGGCGGUGCUGGACGCGUUCCAGAGGGAGCACGGCGGCGAGGACCGAAUCUUGAUGGCAGAGACCUAUUCACCCAUCGAUAUCGUGAUGCAGUACUACGGCAAUGCGACGGCGGAGGGCGCUCAGCUGCCGUUCAACUUUCUGCUGAUUAGCGAGCUGACCAACUCGUCGAAUGCCCAUGCCUACGAGGGAACGGUGCUCAAGUGGCUGCAGCACAUGCCCGAGGGUCGCACCGCCAACUGGGUGUUGGGCAACCACGAUCAGCCCCGAGUGGGCUCCCGCUUGGGUCGGGAUCGGGUGGACAUGCUGCACAUGCUCACGGCCACGCUGCCCGGCGCCAGUGUCACCUACCAGGGCGAGGAGCUGGGCAUGACCAACGUGUGGAUCUCGUGGAAGGACACGGUGGACCCGUCAGCCUGCAACACCAACCCGAGCAUCUACGAGCGCUACUCUCGCGAUCCGGAGCGCACUCCCUUCCAGUGGGCCGAUGCCCGGGACGCGGGAUUCAGCAAUGCCAGCAAGACCUGGCUGCCCAUCGCCCUGGACUACAAGCAGGUCAACGUGGAGCUGGAGCGGCAGAGGCCCCUGAGUCACCUCAAUAUCUUCAAGCAGCUGUGGCAGCUGAGGAAGCAAUCGCAGACCCUUCAGCACGGCCAAACUGAAGUGAAGGCCCUCAGCGACGCUGUGUUGGCAAUUAAACGGUAUCUCGAACGUGAUUCAACCUUUUUGACCCUCCUGAACAUUUACGACGGCGUGGAGACCAUCAAUCUUCGGCAGAGCUUCCCCGACUUGCCUCCUCAGCUCAAAGUUGUGCUGGUCUCAGAGCGAUCUCAGGUCAAAGUUGGUGAUCUCAUCAACUCCACAUCGGUGCAGCUGCAGCCCAAGGACUCGCUGAUCCUGCAAUCCAGCUCCUCGUAUUACAGCUAUGCCACCAAUGGAGAGACUCGUUUUCUGCCCGUUCUGGGGGCUUACCUCUGGCUGGCUCAAGUGGCGCUCUAUCUGGGCUAUCGAUGAGUUCCCACCCUCCAGCUGCUAGUUAAUAACUAAACAACAAUAAUAAACAAAGUCAAAGCACUUAAGCA
Molecule: messenger RNA, 2004 nt
Organism: Drosophila subpulchrella
Lineage: Eukaryota; Metazoa; Arthropoda; Insecta; Diptera; Drosophilidae
Product: maltase A3
Exons: 6
Coding region: 44-1936 (630 amino acids)
Biological process (GO): carbohydrate metabolic process
Source: RefSeq, a predicted model, not a curated record